This is a messenger RNA of Pelecanus crispus (Dalmatian pelican), 1140 nucleotides long. Lineage: Eukaryota; Metazoa; Chordata; Aves; Pelecaniformes; Pelecanidae. The record is from RefSeq and is a predicted model, not a curated record.
AUGCCUAGCGCCGGCAGCCGAGGAGAGCAAGCCCGGCAGCUGCUCAUCGACCUGGAGACUCGAGGGAAACAGGCUUUUCCUAUAUUCCUCUCGAUCCUGCGGGACACCGGGCAAGGCGACCUCGCGGACAUGCUGGUCAAGGAGUGCGAGUGGUUGCCGGCGCCGACGCAGCUGGUGGACCUGAGGCCUGUUGAGCUGGAGUUACGUGGAGAAAAGCAUAAUAAAAAUGCGAACUUCCCUGAACGUUUGUCCAUCCCGGUCCCAGCUGAGAGCGAAAGACCUCGAACGCCUCCCGCGCCAGGCCGGGGUUCGGCUGUUGACAAGAGGAACCGCAAUCUGGUUUACGAGCUGAAAGCGGACCCGUGUGGACGCUGCCUGAUCCUCAACAACGUCAACUUCAGCAGAGCCUCGAAUCUGUCCACUCGCGUCGGCUCCAACGUGGACUGCGAGAAGCUGGAGAAGCGCUUCAAGGCUUUGCGCUUCGACGUCCUGACUCGGCAGGAUCUCAAAGCUCAGGAAAUGAUUUCAGAGCUGCAGACGCUGGCAGAGCAGGACCACAGCGCCUUGGACUGCUGCGUCGUGGUGAUCCUUUCCCACGGCUGCCAGACGAGCCAUAUUCAGUUUCCCGGAGGCAUUUACGGAACGGAUGGCAAACCCAUUCCAGUAGAAACGAUUGUGAACUACUUCAAUGGGUCCCAUUGUCCGAGUUUGAGAGGAAAACCCAAACUUUUCUUCAUCCAGGCCUGUGGCGGAGAACAAAGAGAUCCAGGCUUCGUAGUGGAUUGUGAUUCACCUGGCGACGAAGCUCCCGGAGGUUCUUUAGAGUCGGACGCGACUCCUUUCCGGGCUCCGGUGGGUAACGUGGAUGAGCCGGACGCUGUAGCCAGUUUGCCCACACCCAGCGACAUCUUGGUCUCCUACUCAACUUUCCCAGGUUUUGUCUCCUGGAGGGAGGCGUCAAGGGGCUCGUGGUACGUGGAGACGCUGGACAGCGUGCUGGAGCAAUAUGCCCGUUCAGAAGACAUGCUGAACUUGUUAUUGCAGGUGGCCAACACCGUCUCCGCCAAGGAGGGGAGGUACAAGCAGAUCCCGGGCUGUUUCAACUUUCUCCGCAAAAAAUUCUUCUUCGCGUGCAAAUGA